This is a messenger RNA of Vitrella brassicaformis, 589 nucleotides long. NCBI's taxonomy places the organism in Eukaryota, Vitrellaceae. The record is from the annotation of a GenBank genome assembly.
UCAUAGAGGCGCCUGGGACGCGCGCUGCCUCGGCGACCUUCACCGACAGUAACAGUCAUGUUCUCGUUGAAGCCCUUCUGGACCUGGGUCUGCACCUGCUUUGUAUAAUUUUGGCGAUGGGCAUGCGGGCCAACGGUUGUUUGCGAAGAAUCUAAAAAAAAAAAAGAGGGGAGAGUUCACACAAGAUGUGUCCGUGACAUGUGUGUGUCUUGCUUGAAAAGGGUAUGACGAAUGGUAGACUUCCAGAUGUCCCCGGUUCCAGGGAAUCAACCAACUAAAAUGAAUGAACACGAGCGAGACCAUAACCCGACCUCUCCGCGUAUUACCUUAUCAACACCAGAGCUGUCCUGUGGAUCCUUGUGUAGGGACCCAACCGAGAGGAACGCAUCAUGCACAUGGCCUCGAUCUUCCUCACAACCGUCCUGUGGAUGCCGCAGGCGCGAUGACACAGAAAGGGACGCCCGUGCCAACAGCACAAAAAGGAUGCAAAGCCAACAGGGGAGACCCUGUUUGGCCAUCUCUCGGACGGCAGAUGCCUUAGCGUCCAGGAAUGGACGCGUCCACGAAACGACGCCAGCCCAAAAUAUUC